AUGUUCAAGGGACUUGUUAAAGUUGUUGUUCCAAGUGCUAAGCAUUUGCUUACCUCGCAGGAGCUUUGGGCUAGAUCUCACUUACCCUCUCUUACUCUUGCACCUCUUCUUGUUGCUCUUAAAUCCUUUCUCUCUUUUUUACUUUCUCUGAAGAUUUUAAUUUCCCUCUCACUCUUUCCCUCUCUCUCUUCUUCUUCUCAAAUUCUUUCUCUCUUUGUUUUACCAUCUCUCUCUCACCUUUUCUCUGGAGAUUUUCAUUUCCUUUCAUUCCCUCUCUCUCUUCCUCUCAAAUCUUUUCUCUCUUUUCUUUUUACCUUCUUUCUUGCCUUUUCUCUGAAGAUUUUCGUUUCCUUUCAUUCUCUCUCCCCUCUUCCUUUCAAAUCCUCUCUCUCUCUUUUUUUUACCUUCUCUCUCACUUUUUCUCUGGAGAUUUUAAUUUCCCUCAACUUCCUCUCUCUAUCUCUCUUUUUCUGUUCACAUCUAUCUAUCUAUCUAUCUAUCUAUCUAUCUAUCUAUCUAUCACAGUAUGCUGAUAUCUAUCUAUCUAUCUAUCUAUCUAUCUAUCUAUCUAUCUAUCUAUCUAUCUAUCUAUCAAAACCAUUACAUUCACUUAUGUGCUAA
Messenger RNA from Acanthosepion pharaonis, 621 nucleotides. NCBI's taxonomy places the organism in Eukaryota, Metazoa, Mollusca, Cephalopoda, Sepiida, Sepiidae. The record is from the annotation of a GenBank genome assembly.